UUGACUGCACUCACAAUGCGAUAUCUCAUUUAUUGCUGGAACCUGGAUGCUGUAAUGUAGUUGGCAUCUGCUCUAUAGACAUAAUGUCAAAAUAAUGUCAAGCAUAAUUUUUAAAAAUUACCCUGUCAGUCAGUAAAAAAUUGUGUUAUGAUACAUAGAAAAUAUAUAUUUUAUGGUACAUGCAAGGUUCAUGCUUUACUUUUAAGUUUCUAUUAUAUAAUCCUAUAAAGUUCUUUUAUAAUUAUUUAUUUAUAGUGAUGAUUCAUCAUAACCUAUAACCUCUUUAUUUACACCGCCUAUAUUUAAACCUGCUGUAAAAUGGAUUCUGCCAAACAGGUCCAGACUUGUCUGAUAAAGUCACAUCCCUUGAAUUUGAAUUGUCCUCCCUGUAGCUAAAAUAGAAUAACCCAGGCCUGCCUGAGCUUGUUGCUAUUGUGGCUAGAGAUUGGCUGAGAUAGGUGUCUCGGCCUUUGAAAGUUAAUACACUGAUAGGAAGCAUAUGCAAUAAUCUGCUAUUUUGGUCAUCCAACAAAAUAAUUAUUUGACAUUUAUCCAACUAUUGAGAAAUACGAUGAAUCACUGGUUAGUUUUUGGGGCUGCUUAAGAAUUUUUAUUUCAUCUGUCAUGCGAAACACGUCCGUAAUAAAAACACAACAUUUCUGGGACACUUCUGGAAUAAAUUCUCAACAGUUGAACGUAGUUUUUUCAUAGUUUCGUAACGCAGCACUUAUGAAACACCACGUGAUAAAUCAACCUUCCAACAUGAAUGUAGUUCCUGUGGGUCCACCAAUGCCUGCGGACAAUGCAGGUAACUUUCAACAAGAUGCCAUACCCCCACCCCCAUUCUCACCGUGUGGUGCUGCAUCGCAACCAAUUCCAUCAAAUACGGAAUAUCCUGGAGACUACAACUUUCAGAUAUACAUGGGACAACAUGCGCAGAUAGUUGCCAAGAGCGCAAACUGGACGUACUCGUCAAAGCUGAACAAACUCUAUGCAGACAAAGACAAGUCUUUUCCUAUACAAUUUAAAACGGAAACCAAACCCCAAGAGCAAUGUUUCAUUCGUGCGACACCAGUAUUCAAGAAGCCAGGGCAUGUGCAAGAAGUGGUCAAACGAUGCCCUAACCACACAGGCGAAGAUACAAAGGAACCAUCUGGUAAGCACUUACUCAUAUGUCAACAUCAGCAGGCCGAGUAUGCUCAAGAUGCUGGAACUGGUAGGCUAAGCGUACUCAUACCGUAUGAUGAGCCACAAGUCGGCACCGAGUUUACCACCUACUUAUUUAUAUUCAAGUGUACCAUUUCCUGUGUGGGUGGAAUGAACAGACGGCCGGCAAUGCUAAUCUUCACUCUCGAGAACAAAAAUGGGGCUACACUAGGAAGAAGGGUGAUAGAAAUUAGGCCAUGUGCUUGUCCAGGUCGAGACAGAAAGAACGAUGAGGCAGAAUGCGGUAAAGAGAAGAGGUUAAAAGAGAAACCAACCAAAAAAACGAAAGUGACUGCUCAGUCAACUACAAUUUCUCAAGUUGGCGCCAAGAAACGAAAGCUGAACACAGAUGAUGAGAUCUUCACGUUAACGAUCCGUGGGAGGGAGAAUUAUGAGAUGUUGAGGAAGAUCAACGAGGCGUUGGAGAUAAUGAGGAACAUUCCACCGGAGUACCGAAAAUCGUCACGAGACAUUCAGGCGCAUCUGAAGAGAGAGUCGUCAAGACAGUCGAAUGUGCCCCAUCUUAGUUCCUUUUCGAAUGGUCCUGCUCUAAACCCAUUACCCUCAAUUCCUUCCAUACCAUCGUUUGGUAGCCUGCCCUCAUUCCAACAUAUAGAUACCCUACCAAUAAACCAGUCUGGGGGAGACUAUGCAGAUUCUGCUCGUCCCACACCUAGUACAUCGGUUAACAUUACCCCUCCCAGUGCUGUCACAUGUAAUGAGGUUUCAUCGAGCCAAGAGCAACCUGGGCCUACGCCUCUGAAGCAGGAAGGCCAUCAGUAUGCGCAAGCAGACACCACCAUUGCAAGUUGGUUGUUGUCCAUUGGGUGUGAAGAUUGUACUAAGUACUUUCAUGAUCAUAGCAUUAUGUAUCUCUACCAGCUUGAAGACAUUAUGACCCCACAGGAUUUGGUCGAUUUAGGCAUUCCCGAAGGCAAACGCGACACAAUCCGCCGCGCCAUCCUUGAUGUACGAAGUAGCCACCACAUGAAUCUGUCGUCAACACCAACGCUCCAGACAGGAAGUAGCAUCACCUCCAGCAUGUGUGGCAAUGACAUGCCUGGUUUCCUGGCAACACGCUUCACUCUAAAGCAGACGUUCUCUUUCAAGAUAGAAGAUGAGGAUGAGCAGUAAAGUCAUUGUCACAUAAUUUCUGUCAAAAUUUAUCAUCAAAAUUAUGACAUUUGCACAACUAUGAGGUGUCGUGACAAGAUGAGUACUGCUGUACGCCAUUAUUAAGAAAAUGAGUCUCUGGGUCGCUGAUAUGUUUAAUUUUAAGAUUUUUAUUUCAUGAUAAACAUUGUGAGUAGAUUCACAUAACACUAUUUUUUUUUCCUAUCAGAAUUGAUAGAAAAACAAAUAAGCUAUCAAUUGUUUAACUUUAGAGACCAUUUCACCAAUAUUUUUAAAACAUCUGAAUUUUAAAAUGAUCAUACUCUGGUUUGGGUGUACUCAAAUUAGGAACUUGAUUCAAAGACCAACAUAGAGCUUAUAAAGAAUUUCUCUAAAUAUGUAACUCAUUCACUUAUGAUUAGUAAGAUUCAUUUUGUGACAACACCUCACAUAUUUUCUAGAAAAAAAAAUAAUUGUAAGAUAUAAACAUUUUUCAUAUCCAAUCUAAAACAUGUUACAUCUAACAUCAUUUAAUCUUUGAACCUUUGCAUCAAAAGUGUGCUAUGGUAUAAACAAGUUCUGUUAUUUUCAAUCAUUACUUUUUUUCUAUGUGGUACAUAUGACUGUACAAUUCGAAAACUAUAAAAUCUGGUUACCGUAAAAGUGCUACAUGUUAUUGCCAACAGCUGUCUUAUUUUUUUAAUUUUAUUUUUAUUAUUUAUUUAGGCACACAAUACAUGUGCCAAGGAUUGUCAAUAGCGAAUAUAUUACUCACCUACUUGUAGGUGACAACCCCUUACACAAGACAAACA
This is a messenger RNA of Anneissia japonica, 3131 nucleotides long. RefSeq names its product cellular tumor antigen p53-like. NCBI's taxonomy places the organism in Eukaryota, Metazoa, Echinodermata, Crinoidea, Comatulida, Comatulidae. Gene Ontology annotation, cellular component: nucleus. Gene Ontology annotation, molecular function: RNA polymerase II cis-regulatory region sequence-specific DNA binding; protein binding; DNA-binding transcription factor activity, RNA polymerase II-specific. The transcript is spliced from 11 exons. The record is from RefSeq and is a predicted model, not a curated record. Bases 730 to 2340 code for a protein of 536 amino acids. Gene Ontology annotation, biological process: regulation of transcription by RNA polymerase II; apoptotic process; protein tetramerization.